Messenger RNA from Xenia sp. Carnegie-2017, 1810 nucleotides. RefSeq lists its product as uncharacterized. Lineage: Eukaryota; Metazoa; Cnidaria; Anthozoa; Malacalcyonacea; Xeniidae. Gene Ontology annotation, molecular function: ubiquitin binding; ubiquitin-protein transferase activity. The record is from RefSeq and is a predicted model, not a curated record. The transcript is spliced from 5 exons. The coding region runs from base 203 to 1780 and encodes 525 amino acids.
UUCGGCAAUGCAAACAUGACAUUCGGCAAUGCGAACAUGACAUUCGGCAAUGCGAACAUGAGCCAUAUGAACACACGGUGAUUAUGUACAGCGGAUAUGCGUAACAGUAAUGUAACAUGCGAUAGUUAUGUACAGCGGUUACAAUUAUUUCGCAAUGAGCUUUGUGUAAUAACCAUUGUAAUGACUUCGUAAAUAUUUAACAAUGGCGGACGAAAGUAAUAAGCGACAAGAGGCCGCUAGGCUAAUGAGAGAAGCAGCGAAACUGUUAGAGGACUCAGAAUGUGGAGAAGAUAAGGCAAAGAAAACUUCUACCACCGCAGAAUUGCAAAAACUUUUCGCACCGUACUCUUCUGUAAGGCAAAAUCCAUGUCAAACUGUUCAAAAAGCAAAACGUCAGCGCACGUGGACCCCAAUGUUCUCCCCGUCUACCACGUGGACCCACCGCUUUUGUCUUCUAGCUGACAAAAACGCAGCUGUUGCUCCGACUGUUUAUGAAAAAGAAAAGUUGAAAGCUAGCGGGCUUGGAGAGAAAAAAAUAACUUUUGAAAACAAGAAAGGGAGUCAUCAGUUUCUCACUCAAGUUCUUGAAAGUCAAUACCCAUUGUUAAAAGAAGCUGGGGGGUAUCAUAUUUGUAGAACGACUGGAAAUCAGCGGCUUCAAGUCAUUCCUCCUGGACAGAAUGGGUAUUCAAUUCCUUAUUUACGUGAUGAGUCUACACUUAGACAGGCAGUAGCAUACAUCCGCCCUCUUCAAAAAUCCAUUGAUUUACCUGAUGUUAAAGAUGAGGUAAAUAAGUAUUCUGUGGCCAACAUCCCCACUGUUCCUUGCCUGACAUGCAAUAUGGAGAUAAGCAUUAAUGAAGAAUCGAUGCUAAAACAUCAGCGUUUUCAUGUUGAAGAGGAGCAAGAAAUGAGAAAAGCUAGUGGGAUGAACAUUAAAGAAAAAGAACUUGUUAUUAUCAAAGAUGAACCUGAUAUACAAGAAAACAAGUUGGAUGGUGAUGAUACCUUGUUACAUGGUACAAAGCAGUUAAAAGAAAUGUUUCCUAAUGUGGAAGAAAAACAGCUAUUUGAAACUCUUAAAACGAAUAAUUAUUCCUAUGAAGAUGCAAUUUCCAAACUUCUGGGCUCAAAUGAUGAAGAUACAUUGUCAACAGCAUCAGAUUACACAACAAUUGAUCAUGACUUGUUUAAUUACACAAAAAAAGUUGAUAAAGAAAACAUGAAAAUCUUGAUGCUUGACCGAGAGUAUAUUUGGCAACGAUCGCUUGUUUUUUACAAGACCACUUCUCAUGAAGACUUAUUUCGUCUUUUAAGCAUAUCUUUUGAAGGGUAUGAAGAUGCUAUAGAUGUUGGUGGUAUAAGGAUUGAGUUCUUUAGUGACUUAAUCAGAACUAUCGAUAACUUGCUAUUUGAAGGAAAACCUGGAAACCGCAUUCCCAUACACAGCUGGGACAAGAUAUAUUUGCUACAAAUGGCAGGGCUCAUGAUUGGACAUUCAAUCCUGCAAGAAGGCCCGGGUAUGCCAACUCUAGCCAAGUAUGUAUACGAGUUCAUUGUUAGUGGUGACAAAGAAAAGUCUGUGGCAUUGAUAACAUCUGAAGAUCUUCCUAAUACCCCAAAAAAUUCUGAUUUAACCGAAUUCAUCAAAAUGGUAGGUUGCUGGGUGAGAAUGUACUUGUGUUUUGUGGACAACAGUGUGAAGGGCGUAUCAAGUCUGCCAUAUUCUUUGUUCAUACGUCGUUGUUGUAAAAGCAUGGCGAUAAGUCUAAUAUCAUAAUUUCUCUCUGUUCCAACAACCGCAAAAAAG